CAAAGAUGCAGGUACAAUGUACGUGUAGUAAAUUAGGGAAUAACAUGCAUUUGAAAAUUACAAAGACCAAAUAUACAAUUCAAACUACUGUAAUUGUCUCACUUUAUUCCAUUCACAUAUUUUUUUUCAUUAACUUGCGUCAUCUUUGAUCUAGAGUCUUACCGGAUAUUUCAUAACAACGUGAUAUUCCAAAGUUUAUGCACGUUAACUCAAUAACUGUGAACACUUAUAUGUUUCAGGGUUAUUUCACCACAUCGUAAUUACACAGUGAUACACUGUGAACAAAUGCAUGUAGCAUUAUCCUUUAAAAUCAUAGUGUAAAAUUAUUCGACUGAUAGAAGUAGCCAUCUAUAUUUUUAUCAAAAGAAUUUUUAAGAAAGAACUACCUUAGCUGUACACAGAGGCCCAAUAUGUUGAGUUCAGUUAAUGUUAACGACAUACAAGAAUACUCUACUAAUUCCAAAACCAAUGAUGAAAAAGAAUGUCGUCUUUCUAAAAGACUUUGCUAUAUCUUAAGAUAUGGAGCCUUGAAAGAAGGAUUGGAAAUUUCUGAAGGAGGUUUUGUUGAUGUGUCUCAGAUGAUGGAAUUAAAGAUGAUGAAACAUCACUCUCUAGAAGAUGUUUUACAAAAUGUAGAAACAUCUAUGUCUCACAGAGGUGCCAAGAGAUUUGAAUCACAAACAGAAAACAGCAAAACUUUCAUUAGAGCAUGCUUCUGUCGUAAUUUUGAACUGAGCACAUGUCAUGAAGGUUCUAAUGUACCAACACUGCUGGCUAAUUGUUUAGACCAUAUAACUUCUAAUAUAAAUAUGUAUGAUCUUGAAGACUUUCCUGAUGAGUAUUUGAUUAAUAAGAUGAUUCAUCGCCUCAAACGACAAAAGAAAUUGAACAACUCAACAUUACGACAGUUACUUGUUCCCAUUUUGGAACACCUUGACCUUGAUGGUGUGUAUGUUACAGAGGGCACUAUCAAAUUGAUAUGGAGGUCAUGUCCUAAUUUGAAGGUCAUUAGUUUGAAAGACUGUGGAUAUGUGUCAACAGACAAUUUAAUGGAACAAUUACUUAAGAAUUUGCCAAGCUUGGAAUCUAUUAAUUUGUGUGCAUGUAAACAUUUAACAGACAGAACGUUAAAGGCUUUGUGUAGAUACAGUAAAAACUUGCGACAAUUAAAUCUGAGUUGGAUACGGACCAUGUCUGAAAAGGCAAUUAUAGAUUUAAUGAUUAAAUGUACACAAUUAAAACAUUUAGAUAUAUAUGAUCAUAAGAUAUCUCCAGAAGGAAGAAGAUGCAUGGUUGACAUUGCUAAACCUCGAGGGUUGACUGUGGUAUUAAAAGGAUUAAAUGAUCAACAAGUAGCACCUGCAAAUCCUUGCUUAAUGUUACCUAAUUUUGGAUUAACAUGGUAAAAGGAGUUUUUAAUAUUUUGUAUUUAAAAAAAAAUGAAUUUAAGCUUAAUUUAGUCACUAAGUGAAUAUUUUCAUUUUAUUAUGAUGCAAAAGAUGUACUGUUUCUUCAGUUUAAAAAUAAGCUUUUAUCUUAAAUUAUAAAAACCAAAAUUAAGUACAAGAUUAAUCACUUGUGUAUAUUGUUUUAAGAAGCUAAAUUGUUGGAAGGAAUAUUUUAAUUAAAUUCUAAUUUAAUUGAUGCAUAUGAUUGGUUUCUGCAAAAAUAUGACUUUUCAAUGAAAAAUUACAAAAAUAA
Messenger RNA from Mytilus trossulus (common blue mussel), 1701 nucleotides. RefSeq lists its product as uncharacterized. The record is from RefSeq and is a predicted model, not a curated record. NCBI's taxonomy places the organism in Eukaryota, Metazoa, Mollusca, Bivalvia, Mytilida, Mytilidae. The transcript has 5 exons. Bases 411 to 1406 code for a protein of 331 amino acids. Gene Ontology annotation, molecular function: transferase activity.